AUGUCUGGACAUUUCAAAGAUAACAUAAAUCAAGAAAGUACUCAUGCUAUGGUUCCAGCUCAUGGUAAUACUUUGGGUUCUCUCGAGCCGAAAGGAUCCUACGCCAGUGAUAAUGACUAUUCUAAUGAUACAAGACUUCUCCUAAAUAUGGACAGUAAAUCCGAAACAUCAGAUACACCCACUUUCAUUCAAGUAGGUAGUGUAUUGGCCUCUAUCUUCUCUACUAUAUGCACUAUUAUGUUCUUAGGUAUGUGUAUCUUCUUUAUUUACAGUUACAGUACAACUCCAGGCCACCCCAAUCUCUCUCGAUGUAUCUUCUUGGUCUUCAGUGCUUUCCUUACUUACAUUCUCCUCCGGUGCAACAGAUCUACCAGCCGAUUCACUUUAAAUGCUACCUUCUUGGAAAAAGUCGCUGCUUUCAUCUUAGAAUUCACUCUAGCCGUAGUUCUAUCCUUCUUAGCCUACUCCUUGCAAAUUCCAGCACCAACCGAUACUACUCCCAUCCACCCCACCACCCAAAUCAUCGCCAUAACUAUCUUCACUAUUUUCUUCCUUACCACUCUCAUUCAUUCGUCUAUCAAUUUCUAUAACAUCCGAAAGGCCAAAGCUUCCAUCAAACCCCUUCUUAUCCUCCUAUCUCUUUUCUUCCUCCUAUCAAUUGUUUUCGUCUUCAUCAUUUUCUGGGACUUCACUACCCCUAAUGCCAUCAAUAACUUCUGCAAUUCCAUCAACUUCUAA
Messenger RNA from Nematocida homosporus, 738 nucleotides. RefSeq lists its product as uncharacterized. Lineage: Eukaryota; Fungi; Microsporidia. The record is from RefSeq and is a predicted model, not a curated record. The coding region runs from base 1 to 738 and encodes 245 amino acids. The transcript has a single exon.